Messenger RNA from Microplitis mediator, 809 nucleotides. RefSeq names its product venom allergen 5-like. The record is from RefSeq and is a predicted model, not a curated record. Gene Ontology annotation, cellular component: extracellular region. The transcript is spliced from 3 exons. Bases 94 to 759 code for a protein of 221 amino acids. Lineage: Eukaryota; Metazoa; Arthropoda; Insecta; Hymenoptera; Braconidae.
GGGCGAGAAAAUUUUGGUAUUAGUUGCUACAAAUUGUUUAAUUGAUCAACAAUAGCUCGUCUUUUCAGUUGGAAUCACUUUUACAGUACAGUCAUGAUACACUUUUUCUUAAUUUUCGUGGCUGUCACUGCGGCGACAGCUUUUGAGUGCUACCCUAGUACUUGCAGAGGUUACAUGCAUACAUUGUGCCAAUAUUCAUCGUGGUAUCCAUCUUCAAGUUGCGGUACAAUACAUUCGAAUACUCUGACUAGCCAGGAAAUAUACGAUCUCCUUAAAAUCCAUAAUGAUAAGCGGGCUUUUGUUGCGAGCGGUAGUGAAAUGCGUGGAUCCACGGGGCCUCAACCAGCUGGAAUAAUUCCACCACUGCAAUGGGACUAUGAAUUAGCCGAAAUAGCUCAGAAAUGGGCCGACCAGUGUCGAUUUGGUCAUGAUAGUUGUCGCGAUGUUGACCGCUUCCCUGUUGGUCAGAAUGUUGCUAAAAUGAUGCACAGCGACGGAUAUAACAUAAGAUUGUCGGAUUUGGUACAACUAUGGUAUGAUGAAGUUCAAGACUUUGACAGUCGGAGUGUUUACAAUUUCGGAUGGCAAUCGUACCCACAAAUUGGACAUUACAGUCAGCUUAUUUGGGGCGAAACCACUCACGUUGGUUGCGCCGGCAUCAGAUAUGUGGGCUACGAUGGCUGGUACACGACCUAUUUGGUUUGUAACUAUGGACCGAGUGGGAAUUGGAUCGGCCGACCUGUUUAUUAUACUUACUAAUUUUUACUUAAUCCUAUCCUACUUUUUUAUAUUUAUUAUAUUUUUUUCUA